CGAACCUACUUUGGAGCAGCGACCUUGCGAAACCGCCUGCAUGUCUUCGGCGGCCAAAAUUUAGACUACAAGGCGCUGUGCGACGUCGAGAUUUACGACUGCCUCCGAGAUACCUGGGAGGCGGGCUCCGCAAUGCGAUUCCCACGUCGGAACUGUGGGAGCUGCGAGUUGGAGGGCCGGGUCUACGCUUUGGGAGGGUUCGAUGGGACUCGGAUCCUCAACUCCGUCGAGGCCUACGACAGUCGACUGAAGAGUUGGAUGCAGAUGGAACCUCUGCCUACACCUCGCUCGUCAGCUAUGGCCACUACCAGUGGCGGGAAAGUGUGGGUGCUGGGCGGCACAUCCGGGACAAG
This is a messenger RNA of Symbiodinium pilosum, 353 nucleotides long. Lineage: Eukaryota; Dinophyceae; Suessiales; Symbiodiniaceae. The record is from the annotation of a GenBank genome assembly.